Messenger RNA from Lampris incognitus (smalleye Pacific opah), 2172 nucleotides. RefSeq names its product tumor necrosis factor receptor superfamily member 11B-like. Lineage: Eukaryota; Metazoa; Chordata; Actinopteri; Lampriformes; Lampridae. The transcript has 6 exons. The coding region runs from base 33 to 1289 and encodes 418 amino acids. The record is from RefSeq and is a predicted model, not a curated record. Gene Ontology annotation, molecular function: protein binding.
CCCAUCACGCCAGUUCACAGUACGGAGGAGAGAUGAGCGCUCGGAUAACCAAAUCCAACCCCGCCAUGAAACUGCUCCUGCUCUUCACGGCCUCGUUCACCUGGGCUUUCCAGCAGCAGGCUGAGCCACCUAAGUACCAACACCGUGAUCCCCUGACCUCUGACCUCCUACUGUGUGAUCAGUGCCCUCCUGGCACAGCUGUGAAACAACACUGUACCACUGACACGCCCACAGAGUGCCAGCCCUGCCCUGUCAGACACUUUGCUGAAAGCUGGAAUUGGAGGGAUACUUGCCAAUACUGCACUCCGGUGUGUAAGGAGAAACAGUCGGUGAGACAACAAUGCAACAGCACUCACGACCAGUUGUGCGAGUGUGUCCCAGGUUUCCACCUAGUGGUCGAGUUCUGCAUCAAACACAGCACAUGCCCCCCCGGCUCUGGGGUGGUUGUUCCAGGUACACCGGAAAGCGACACAGCAUGUGAGCGUUGUGCUGUGGGUCAUUUCUCCAGUGUCAGCUCCUCUACAGAAGCGUGCCUUCCCCACAGGAACUGCACAGAUUUGGGCUUGCUGAUGCUGAAAGAAGGCACAUCAACCACAGACAACCUCUGCGGCAUUCAGGUCAAGAACCCAGUCCCGGAGUGCUCUCAGCACCACACUCAGUGUCACACAGAUGUAACCCUUUGUGAGGAGGCCGUCUUUCAGUCUCUGGCCUCUCUGCGACUGUCUUCAGUGCCCUUGGAGAGACUGUUGGAGAGUCUCCCAGGGCGGCGGGUAGAUCGAAAGAGUCUGGAGAGACUGAAGAAGGGCUGCACCCCCCAGCAGCAGGUCCUCCAGCUGCUGCGACUGUGGCGGGAGCAGAAUAAAGACCAGGAAAAACUGUAUGGCAUCAUACAGGGGGUGAAUCACUGUGAGAGGAAGGUCACACGCUGCGGCAGCCUUAAGAACUUGACCUUUGAUGACCUCCUUAAGGUCACUAACAGCCUGCCGGGGGUCAGAGUUCAUGAGGAAGACGUCCGGACUGUGGUGUCCUCUUGCACACCUCAGCAGUAUAUCUUGCAGCUUCUUCACCUCUGGAAGACGGCAAACUAUGAUCUGGAUCUAUCCAAAGGUCUGUCCCACAGUAUGAGGGUCCUCCGCACUCAGGGGGCACCGCGCUCUCUGUUGAAAGCCCUGAAGAAGAUUAACCGCAUCAUAGGAACCGCCUCUGUUCACAAGAUUUAUGAGAAGAUGUUUGUGAACAUGCUGCAGGAUGACUCCUGUUUUAAGACGCUCAAGCCAUACAAUGAAUAAGGAUGGAAAUGAUGCAAACACAGACACAAAAGCACAUACACACAUUCACUGUCAAACAGUGACCACACAAACUUAUGCACGCACGCACACACACAUGCACACGCACACACAACAUGCAUGGUGAGAAGGAGAAUAAUGCAUGUGAAAGAGAAAGCAGACCUGAGGCAGAAAGUGCUCAGCCCAAAUUAAGCAAAUGGUAUAGUGAGAGGGUAAAUUCUUACUUUCCCAUCAGAUGUUCCACUAGAAUACAGUAAACUAUAGUCAACGACAGAGUUGUGUUAAACUAUUCGUGCUUUCCUCCUCAUCCACACACACUCUGCCUGUCGGAGCAGGGAAUGUGAGAGAGAAUCAGAUUGGAUGAACCUAAUCCUGAGUUAAAACAAAGUUUUACACUCCUGCAUACUACUGGCAGGCCUAAUCGAGAACUAAAGAUAAAGGUUUACUGGGAAACUGUUUGACCGUAGUCUGUGAAAAACUAAAGAAAAACUAUUUAAGAUGUACAUAGUACACUUUUUUAUGGGAGAGGGGCAGGCGGAUGCUGUCUUUUUAUUUGUACUUUCUCACUGUUUGAGGGGAAGGAUUCGGUUUCAUAAUGAAAUGUGUUUUUCCUGAAGUUUUCCUCUUGUUUGUUGGUUUGAAUAUCCUGGACUGCUGACAUGUAAAGCUCAACUGAAAUAUUUUUUGAAUGUCAGCUUUUAUGAAUGUACAAAGGAGUGCAAUUGUUUUGUAUUUAAAAGAAAUAAUUACUGAAUAUGUAAAAGCUUGUUUUUAUUACUUUAUACUGGAUUCCAAAUGCUGCAAAGUCAGAAAGUGAUAGUUGUGUUAUAUUUUGUUUUUAUCACUUUUAUACUAUUAAACACAUGGGUCUUUAUUGUAUAUAUGC